AUUGCUAUGGUCGAGGCUAUUAAGAAGAGAAAGGUUGAGGCCGAAGGACCCGGUUCCGUGUCCAAGCCCCAGAAGCCUUCAAGAAUUUUUUCCCCCUUCAGAGUGGUUGGUAAUGUUUCCAAUGAUGUCCCAUUUGCAGUGGGUACCCUUGGUUCAACAUUUUAUAUUGUCACUUCAGUUGGACGUUCAUUCCAGAUCUACGACGCUGCCACUUUGCAUUUGCUUUUUGUUUCCCAAUCCCAAACUCCUUCCAGAAUUACUGCCUUAGCUGCUCAUUAUCAUUAUGUCUACGCUGCUCAUGGUAACAAGAUCGGGGUCUACAAGAGAGGUCGUUUAGAACAUACUAUUGUUCUUGAAGAAGCUGGAAACUCCACUGUCAAUAACUUACUCGUCUUUGGUGAAUAUCUUGUUGCAUGUGCCGGUGACAACGUUUACGUGUUGAAGAAGAGCACUGGCUCGAAAGUUCCCUUGGAGUUGUACACAACUUUACGUUCUAUCAAUGCUCAACUUGAUGGUGAAAUCGUUGGGCUUAUCCAUCCACCAACUUACUUGAACAAAAUUGUCGUGGCUACCGCGGGUCAUCUUUUUGUUUUCAACAUUAGAACUGGUAAACUUUUAUUCAAGACAGUUGAUCAACAAUUCGGUGAAGCUAAUGGAAGCAUUUCAUGUAUCGAAUCAGCCCCAAUUUUGGAUGUUCUUGCCGUUGGUACCACAGUAGGCUUGGUAUACUUGUAUCAUUUGAAGAGAGGUAAGGUGUUGUCGCAAAUCGCCACCAAUGCAAACCAGAGUACUCCUGCCAAGGUUACAAGUGUAUCUUUCAGAACCGAUGGCUCAUCUCAUUUAGUUGCCGGGUUAAAUACUGGUGAUUUAUUCUUUUAUGAUUUGGAAAGACAAUCCCGUGUCCAUGUCUUGAGAAAUGCCCACAAGGAAGCACACGGAGGUGUUUCCAACGUCAAGUUUUUGAAUGGCCAACCUAUUGUAGUAACCAAUGGUGGUGACAACCAGUUGAAGGAAUACGUUUUCGACCCUUCAUUAUCCACAUCGAACUCUGCCAUUGUUUCACCACCACGUCAUUUACGUUCUAGAGGUGGUCAUUCGCUGCCUCCUGUGGCCAUCGAGUUCCCACAUGAAGAUAAAUCUCAUUUCCUUUUGAGUGCCUCGAGAGACAGAUCAUUCUGGUCAUUCUCCUUGCGUAAGGAUGCUCAAGCACAAGAACUUUCUCAAAGACCAUUAGCAAGCAACAAAAGACAGGCUGGUCCAACUAUGAGAGAAAAAUUCCCAGAAAUUACUUGUUUGGCCUCAUCUCAAACCCGUGAAGAUGAUUGGGAAAACAUUCUUACUGGUCACAAGGAUGAAGUAUUUGCUCGUACAUGGAACAGUAAGUCCAAGAGAGUUGGUCGUCACCAUUUGGCUACCAUCGAUGGAGGUGUCGUGAAGAGUGUUUGUAUUUCUCAUUGUGGGAACUUUGGUUUAGUUGGUUCUUCCAAUGGUGGAAUUGGAUCUUAUAACUUACAAUCUGGAAUGUUACGUAAGAAGUACGUUUUGCAUAAGAACAAGGCUGUUACUGGGUUGGCCAUUGACGGUAUGAACCGUAAGAUGGUCAGUACUGGUUUGGAUGGGAUUGUAGGAUUCUAUGAUUUCACCAUGCUGAAAUAUUUAGGUAAGAUUCAACUUGAGUCACCUAUUACUUCGAUGAUUUAUCAUAAAUCUUCUGAUUUGAUUGCAUGUGCAUUGGAUGACUUGAGUAUUGUUAUUGUCGAUGUUAUCACACAAAAGGUUGUUAGAGUAUUAUACGGUCACACCAACAGAAUCACAUCGAUGGAUUUCUCACCUGAUGGUAGAUGGAUUGUUUCCGUGGCCUUGGAUGCAACCAUGAGAACUUGGGAUUUACCAACAGGUGGUUGUAUUGAUGGUGUUCGUCUUCCAAGUGUUGCAACCAGCGUCAAAUUUUCCCCAAUCGGUGAUUUGCUUGCAACUACACAUGUCUCUGGUAAUGGUGUUUCAUUAUGGACCAACCGUGCUCAAUUUAGAGCUGUUUCUACUAGACACGUUGAGGAUGAUGAAUUUUCCACCAUUUUGUUACCAAAUGCAUCUGGUGAUGGUGGCUCGACUAUCCUUGACGGUGCCUUCUUGGAAGAAGGUGAAGUGGAAGAAGUCGCAGAGACUUAUACAUCAGUGGAUCAAAUUGAAGAUUCAUUAGUGACUUUAGCUGUUUCAGAAUCUAGAAGUAAGUAUAACACAUUAUUGCACUUGGAUACUAUUAAGCAAAGAAAUAAGCCAAAGGAAGCACCUAAGAAACCAGAAAGCGCUCCAUUUUUCUUAUCUUUAUCUGGAGAAAGUGUUGGAGAUAGAGCAUCUGUUGCUGAAGGUGCUGCUCCUAAGAAGAAGUCCGAUGAAGAAAAUGAAACCAAUGGUGAAAGUAAGUUGCAUCAAUUGAAGUCUGAUGGAACUUAUACUUUUGAAUCUAAAUUUACCCAAUCGCUUAGAGAAGGUAGUGAAAAUGGUGAUUUCAGCGACUUCUUGGCUUACCUCGUAGCACUUUCACCUGCUGCUACUGAUCUUGAAGUUAGAUCAUUGAACACAUUUGCUCCAUUGACUGAAAUCAUCAACUUUGUGCGUGCAUUGACCCAAGGUUUGAAUACCAACAAUAACUACGACUUAUACCAAGCCAUUUUUUCAUUAUUCUUGAAGCAUCACGGAGAUGUUGUGAAGAACUACAACAGUGGUGAAUUGGCUGAAGUUUUGGAAGCAUGGGGAGCUGCUAAUAACGAACACAAGGACUCCAUGGACGAAUUAGUCAAGUAUUGUUCUGGUGUUAUUAGUUUCUUAACCACCGUGUAA
Molecule: messenger RNA, 2841 nt
Organism: [Candida] anglica
Lineage: Eukaryota; Fungi; Ascomycota; Pichiomycetes; Serinales; Debaryomycetaceae
Source: the annotation of a GenBank genome assembly